This is a messenger RNA of Apaloderma vittatum (bar-tailed trogon), 1089 nucleotides long. It is a transcript of the gene DNASE2B, whose product is annotated as deoxyribonuclease II beta. NCBI's taxonomy places the organism in Eukaryota, Metazoa, Chordata, Aves, Trogoniformes, Trogonidae. The record is from RefSeq and is a predicted model, not a curated record. The coding region runs from base 1 to 1089 and encodes 362 amino acids. Gene Ontology annotation, molecular function: deoxyribonuclease II activity. The transcript is spliced from 6 exons. Gene Ontology annotation, biological process: apoptotic DNA fragmentation.
AUGCCCGCGGGAUCUGCACGGUGUCACCCUGCUUUGCUAUUGCUCCUCUCCUCCGCGCCCCUGUGGGCAGCUGAGAUUUCCUGCAGGAAUGAAGAUGGGGAGACAGUUGAUUGGUUUGCUCUUUACAAGUUGCCCAAGCACACCAAAGGAGAGCUCCCCAUGCUGGGGCUGGAAUACCUGUACAUGGACACCCUGGCUCCGCAGUGGCAGCUGGGAAAAUACCUCGUCAACAUGACACAGGGUGCUCUAGGACAAACACUGGAACAGCUAUACGAGAUGUACGAAUCUGAGAAGAACAGCAUUGCAUACGCAAUAUACAACGAUGAGGUCCCUGAAUCAGAGUCUGACGGGUGGAAAAGAGGACACACCAAAGGAUUUCUGCUCUUGGACAAAUCACAAGGCUUCUGGGUGAUUCACAGCGUGCCCCUGUUCCCUCCCAUCCCCGAGGAUGGUUAUGGGUAUCCAGCUACUGGGGAGUCCUACGGACAGACAGCCAUCUGUAUAACCUUCAAAUAUGACCAGUUCUCAGAAAUAGACCAACAGAUGCUGAGUUAUAAUCCAGGAAUCUACAGCUGUUCCAUCCCUAACAUCUUCCAAGCUGAUCUCCCGAAUCUGCAGAAGCUCUGUGCAGGGUCCAGGCUGCCCCCAGCACCCUUGCGCCACCUCUCCAAACUCCAGUCAGCUCACGGGGAAACCUUUCUCCAAUUUGCAAAGUCACACUUGUUCGUAGAUGAUAUCUACAUGGCCUGGAUGGCUCAGGAACUGAAAACCGAUUUGUUGGCUGAAUCCUGGCAGCAUUCUGGCCAAAAGCUUCCCUCAAAUUGCUCUCUUGACUACCAUGUCUACAACAUAAACCUAAUAGGGACACCAUUAAAUUCCACCUUUUAUUCCAUUAACGACCACUCCAAAUGGGCUGCUUCAAGGGAAUACAAAGAUCAGUGGACCUGCAUUGGAGACUUAAACCGAGCUGCUGAGCAAGCCUGGAGAAGUGGUGGGUUCAUCUGUACACGGAACGAACACAUCUACAAAGCCUUCAGGCCUUUGAUAAGGCACUAUGAAAACUGCACGGAUGCUUCCACGCUCAUAUAA